UGAAAGUAGAGCAUCUGGGGAGUGCAGUACUUGCGUCAGUGAUUAUUAAUUUAGUGUUAGUAGGAGAAUUUUUAUAAAGUGGAGAUACCAGCGAUAUAUUUUCGCAGAUAAUUUAUUCAGAAAUUGCAAUUGUAUUGAUGUAAUCAGAAUGUUUAAUAGUAUAGCAGUGAGUUUUAGGUAAUAAGAUUUGCGCGUGCAUUAGGGCUGAUAGUUGGAGCUGACGCGUGCAGUAAGCAGCAAAGGCACUUGUUGAAAGAAUAGAAUUUGUUGUUGUUAACAGAGAGGAUAAUAAUCGCACUACAUUGAUUUGGCUUGUAUUUAGCAUAGUUAUGUAAAAGACUUACUUAUUAAUGCUUAUAUAAUAAGUGUCGCAGUGUCCCCUGGGUCUUAGCGCGCGUUGUAUUUUUUGAGUUUUUCUCCUCCUCCUCCCAAGUCAGAAGUGUUUCUUGUGGCUUGUAAGUGCACAGAAAGCUGGAGAAUUCAAGUCGCACCAGCCCAGUGGUCUUACAGUCGUUGCCGCAGUCUGUCCCAAUGGGGGUGAACGUAGUGCACUGGUUCAGAAAGGGGCUACGACUCCACGAUAACCCAUCACUCAAGGAGAGCAUCGAGGGAGCAGAGAGUGUGCGCUGCAUCUACAUUCUCGAUCCUUGGUUCGCUGGUUCCUCCAGUGUGGGCAUCAACAGGUGGAGGUUCCUCCUUCAGUGUCUUGAGGACCUUGAUGCCAACCUCAGGAAGUUGAAUUCUCGUUUGUUUGUCAUUCGUGGGCAGCCAGCAGAUGUGUUUCCCCGGUUAUUCAAGGAAUGGAAUAUUAAUAGACUUUCCUUUGAAUAUGACUCUGAGCCAUUUGGGAAGGAGAGAGAUGCUGCUAUCAAGAAACUGGCUAGUGAAGCUGGGGUUGAGGUCAUUGUACGAAUUUCUCAUACACUGUAUGAUCUAGAUAAGAUAAUAGAACUAAAUGGUGGGCAGCCACCCUUAACAUACAAACGCUUCCAGACUCUCGUGAGUCGAAUGGAACCCUUGGAGACCCCAGUGGAAACAAUUACAGCUGAAGCGAUGGGAAAGUGCACUACACCAGUGUCGGAUGAUCAUGAUGAAAAAUAUGGUGUUCCAUCAUUGGAGGAACUAGGAUUUGAUACAGAAGGGCUGGCAUCAGCAGUGUGGCCAGGUGGUGAAAGUGAAGCUUUAACUCGAUUAGAAAGACAUCUGGAAAGAAAGGCGUGGGUAGCAAAUUUUGAAAGGCCCAGAAUGAAUGCAAAUUCCCUCCUUGCAAGUCCUACAGGAUUGAGUCCUUACUUGAGAUUUGGUUGCUUGUCGUGUCGUCUCUUCUAUUUCAAGUUAACCGACUUGUACAGAAAGGUGAAGAAAAACAGCAGUCCUCCUUUGUCUCUGUAUGGCCAGUUAUUGUGGCGGGAGUUUUUUUACACAGCAGCUACCAAUAACUCUCGAUUUGACAAGAUGGAGGGGAAUCCUAUCUGUGUUCAAAUUCCAUGGGACCGUAAUCCAGAGGCUUUGGCCAAGUGGGCUGAGGGCAGGACAGGCUUUCCUUGGAUUGAUGCAAUCAUGGCACAGCUAAGGCAGGAAGGUUGGAUCCAUCAUUUAGCACGUCAUGCAGUGGCAUGCUUUCUAACACGUGGAGACCUGUGGAUCAGCUGGGAGGAAGGGACAAAGGUUUUCGAAGAGCUGUUGCUUGAUGCAGACUGGAGUGUAAAUGCAGGAAGUUGGAUGUGGUUGUCCUGCAGCUCCUUCUUUCAGCAGUUCUUUCACUGUUACUGCCCUGUUGGCUUUGGAAAGAGAACGGACCCCAAUGGUGACUAUAUCAGGCGUUACUUACCUGUACUCAGAGGAUUCCCUGCAAAGUAUAUUUAUGAUCCUUGGAAUGCCCCACUGAGUGUUCAGAAGUCUGCAAAAUGCAUUAUCGGAGUGAACUAUCCUAAACCAAUGGUUAACCAUGCAGAGGCAAGUCGACUGAACAUUGAAAGAAUGAAACAGAUUUAUCAGCAGUUGUCGCGCUACAGAGGACUUGGUCUCCUUGCAUCUGUACCUUCUAACGCAAAUGGAAAUGGUGGAUUAUUGAGUUACUUGCCUGGAGAGAAUACACCGAGCUGUAGUAACAGUUCAGCUGGUUUUGGUCAAGGUAGCACAAUGUUACGAUAUCCACAGGGGGACAUUCAGAUGCAGAAUAAUACAUUAUUGCAGGUAAGGAACCCUGUCUAUAAUAACAUCACAAAUGGAAAGCGACCAAAUUCUGAGGAAGAAAUGCAAGGCAUUGAAGCCAAACUUCUGAAGCAAAGUGGCAUAUAAUUCUGCACUGACAGAAGGAACAAAGAAGCAAGGGCCACCAGGAGAGGUGUGGAUAUGGAAGAAGCUUAGAAAAAGAAAUUAAUUCAUAUGAAAGAUAUUUUUAGAACCUGAUCACUGAAUUAUUUUAUAUCGGUGAUUUCUGUAUUGUAAAGCUGUUUUUAUGUGAACUUAGAGAGGCCAGUAUUUAAAGUGUUUCUGAUCUGCUUUCUUCAGCUCCUGGAAAAUAACCCGUCUUCUUGUACAGCAGUGUUUUCUCAAACUUUUAUUUAGAUCUCCGCAACUCUGUUAUGCAGAGAAAGGGGGUCAGUGCCCAGACAUACUGCACAACAGUUCACUCUGCUGGCCAGGGUGUUUCUUUUCUCCCCAUGGGAUCCUAUUUAUAACAGUGUCUGUAUGCUCAUAUGUGUAAUUCUUUAACCCUCUGUGAGGCUAGGAGUUGGCAGCCUGCCUAGUAUCCUCAACCAUCUCUUGUGUACUGUGCCUGUAAUGAAUGCCAGCAGAUACAUGCCAUGCCUGAAGGCAGCCCUCCUCAUCCACUCCACUCAUCUUUUUGGAGUUAAUAGAUCUGUGUAUAUACUUAGCUCAUAAAAUGUAAAUAUAAAUAUUCCACAUUUUGUUUUUAGUUAAAAGCGGUUUGUUAUAUUUUUGAUAAUAUUACCAAAUAAGUUAAGUUUUUAUUAUAACAUUAAACUUUUUCCUUAAUGGAAGAAGUAAGUUGAAGCUUUUGACUGUUUUUAUAGUCUCCAUCUGAUCUUCGAAUACUGUCAGUUUUUGGUGCUUUCUGGCAUGUUUCACUUCUAGAGAAUUCCCAUAUUUUCUGUUGGUCUAAUCCACUUAUCCAUUGUUGUUAAAGUUGUCUCUUGGUGUAUAUUUAACAACGUAUUUGAAACUUCUGUAUUAUAAAAUGUUUUUAUUGUAAUGUUGAAUGUUUAGUUUUUGUCGUGGAUGAAGGGAGGAGAGAAGUAAUUUAGAAAGCAAAUGGUAAGCCUCUAGUCCUUUUCAGCAGUACAUUGUAUUAAUUCACAUGUUCACUCCUAAUUGCAUACAUUUGUACAUUAAAGCUGAAUGUCUUCAAAUCCAUGGUCAUAAA
Molecule: messenger RNA, 3391 nt
Organism: Protopterus annectens (West African lungfish)
Lineage: Eukaryota; Metazoa; Chordata; Ceratodontiformes; Protopteridae
Gene: CRY1
Product: cryptochrome circadian regulator 1
Exons: 13
Coding region: 532-2301 (589 amino acids)
Biological process (GO): entrainment of circadian clock by photoperiod; circadian regulation of gene expression; negative regulation of DNA-templated transcription
Cellular component (GO): cytoplasm; nucleus
Molecular function (GO): FAD binding; DNA binding
Source: RefSeq, a predicted model, not a curated record